GGAAGUAUUUAAGUGAUGCACCAGCAAGCUCUGCGGCCGCCAUAUUCACCGCUUGGUGUUUUUUUACUGCCGCCCGGUUCGGUUCCUUCACCCGGGGAGGGAGUGCCGGGCGGAUUCCAGUCGGAGCGUCGUUCGGCUGCUCGACCAGGAGCUGGAGGCCCGUUCGGAAGGAGCUGGACGGCUUUCAUGACGAGAUAUUCAAAUUCUACCGGCGGACUGAAGGAUAGCCAUUGUAACACCUCUCUACAGGAAGGGAGAGAAGGAUAAACCAGAUGAGCAGCAACAGUAACAAACGAGCUCCAACAACAGCAACGCAGAGACUUAAACAGGACUAUCUUCGAAUAAAGAAAGACCCAGUGCCUUAUAUCUGUGCUGAACCUCUCCCAUCUAAUAUUCUUGAAUGGCAUUAUGUGGUACGAGGCCCUGAGAAAACACCGUAUGAGGGUGGUCUUUAUCAUGGGAAGCUAGUUUUCCCAAGAGAAUUUCCAUUCAAACCACCUAGUAUUUAUAUGAUUACACCUAAUGGAAGAUUCAAGUGUAAUACCCGGUUAUGUCUUUCAAUCACUGAUUUCCAUCCAGAUACUUGGAACCCAGCCUGGUCUGUUUCCACAAUCCUGACGGGUCUCCUUAGCUUCAUGGUGGAGAAAGGCCCUACACUGGGCAGUAUCGAAACUUCAGAAUAUACAAAAAGACAACUUGCUGCCCAGAGCAGUGCCUUUAAUCUAAAGGAUAAAGUGUUUUGUGAGCUCUUCCCAGACUUAGUGGAGGAAAUAAAAGAAAAGCAACGGGCACAAGAACUAAGUAACAGAGCGCAGGCUCUGCCUUUACCUGAUGUUAUCCCUGAUGGAGAAAUGCACCAGAAUGGUAUGCCACUUCUUAAUGGGCAUGCAGUACUACCAGCUGCCAACCAUCAAGGCCUUCAACAGGCCAACCGAAACCAUGGACUCCUAGGGGGAGCUUUAGCAAACUUGUUCGUCAUUGUUGGUUUUGCAGCAUUUGCCUACACAGUGAAAUAUGUGUUACGAAGCAUAGCACAAGAAUAAAGCUGGCGAUGUGACCAAACUUGCAAGCAAAUCUAUCCCCUUUUGGGGAAACUUUGCAGAAGAGGAAAGACUAAGACUGCGCUAGAGUGAUGUAAUUAAAAUUACAUUUGUAUAUGUACAAAAUAUGACCAACCAGAGCCUGUGGUUUUCUUUCAAGUGAAUGGAUCAAUGAAGCUAACAAAUAAUUCAAGAAUAUGCAGAAGGUUCGGAUUUACUGCGCUGGUCAUGUGUACUUUACAGUGGGUGACCAAUAGUAUGCCUCUAAUUAUGAUUGUCAAACUAGCAUUAUUUUGAAAAGGGGCAUGUUUUGCAGCGACAUUUUCAGAUUUUAAUUGUUUACUUCAAUGAUUAAAGAUAUCUACCCCAGCGUAAAUGACUUUUUAAUGUAUUUAUAUUACUGUUGUAUUUAGACUAUACUGGAAGUAUUUCUGGGAUAAUACAAUAUAAAAAGUGAAUGCUGAGCAAAGUAAAACUGGGUAUGAACUUAAGUAGUUUUAAAAUAGUUACUUUUUAUUUUAAUAAAAUGAUGAAAGGCAAUUGUGGUCGUCCAGUGCAAAAUAAGUGGCCGCCUGAGAGAUCAAGACCUUAUGCACAUUCCUACAAGCAAAUUAGAAGCUUUUCUUCAUUAAGUUUAAUGGAUAAUCCUUCCCUAAACUGUCAGGGAAGCCAUCAUUUUUGUAAUUGAUUUCCUGAAAUGCUCAAUGCACUAUUUGUGUUGCUGAAAAUGAUGCUGUAAUGGAAAUAAUUAUUUAAUCAGUUAUUUCUGGAAGAUAGUUAUGUUUUUUCCUCACUACACCACCUUUGGAAUUUAGCAAUACAGUUUUUCAAAACAACCUGCACAGAAUUUUUACUGGGCUUAAUAUUUAGAGAUUUAAUUGCAAUUUACUAGUUUAAUGAGACAAGCCUUUGAAAUGUCUUGUUCCAUUUUCAUGAGUGGCAUUAGAUGUUAAAAUAGGAUAUUUGGAAUUUUAAAUUUCAUCUCUAGCAAGCAAUAGAAAUUAGAUUAGAUUUUUCACUUGGUUGAAGAACAGUGCAAUUUUGUCAAAUUCAUGUAAUCCCCUGGAUAUUGAUAUAUACCUGUCCUACUCUGCUCUAUUGAGCAGGUUAUGCAUAAUUGCAGCAACCAUGUUAUAAAUGACGACUAAUUAAAAUUACAGAAUAUAUUAGUGGUAUCAUUUGUCUUUAAUACGUAGAGACCCGAAGAGAGCCUAAAAAUCUUCCAGAAAUCAUAGUUAAUUUCCUAACAAGAUUGGUGUUAUUGUAAGUGUAAAGUCCAUGAUUUUAUUCUGAAAGUAUCGAGUAGGGAAAUGUUUGUCAUAUAAAGUUUCUAUGGUUCUACCUUAUAAUGUGCAAAAUAUCUGUCAAGUCUUUGGAAAGUGUUUUUUGAAAGCUGCUCUGGAAUUGAGAAAGUGUUGGUGACUAUAUUUUGGAAUUAUUGAAACAGAACAAUAGAAAGAUGGUGCAAGUUAAUUAAACUGACAAGCAUACUUUGCAAGGCCUCUACCUAAUUCAUACAACUAUUAAUAUGAAUUUAUGGAUAUUUUCCUUUUAAAGCUAAAAGCCCCCAACAUAAAUAUCUAGAAAUCAUUAAUGAGCCUUGCCAGGAAAGAUCUAUAUAGAACUUCAAAAAAAAAAGUUGACUUCAGUAUAUGGUAGGUUUAUGUUCUGAUCUGUGUUUCAGUUUGUAAAAUCAAUAAAUUCUUUUAUCACACAAAACUAUAAAUGCAACUGUUCCAU
Hypanus sabinus (Atlantic stingray) is the source of this 2780-nucleotide messenger RNA. RefSeq names its product ubiquitin-conjugating enzyme E2, J2 (UBC6 homolog, yeast) (gene ube2j2). The coding region runs from base 273 to 1043 and encodes 256 amino acids. The transcript is spliced from 8 exons. Lineage: Eukaryota; Metazoa; Chordata; Chondrichthyes; Myliobatiformes; Dasyatidae. The record is from RefSeq and is a predicted model, not a curated record.